UUUAAUGUGCAGGCUUUGAUUGUUGGUCUGGAAUAGUUGCUGAAGUGCUCUGAGUUGGAGCACACUCCAACAUGGGAAACAGUCACAUCCACCCAAUCACCGUGGACCUCAAAGUUGCAGGUCACACCAUGGCUCACCUAAAGAUCUUGGCUGGAUUGUCCCUUUUGCUGUGCCUCCAAAUUGUGUCCUCGAGCAAACUGGUGUGCUACUUCACCAACUGGUCUCAGUACCGGCCAAAUGUUGGCAAAUAUUUGCCACAAAAUGUGGACCCCAACCUCUGCACACACUUGAUCUACGCCUUCUCAGUCAUCAGCUCCUCUAAUGAGCUGUCAACUUACGAAUGGAACGAUGAUGUUCUGUAUAAGUCCUUCAAUGAACUCAAGAACAGCAACCCUGAGCUGAAGACCCUGCUGGCUGUUGGUGGAUGGAACUUUGGAAGUACACAAUUUACCAUCAUGGUCUCGACUCCGGCCAACCGCCAGACGUUCAUCCAGUCAUCCAUCAGAUUCUUGCGACAGUAUGGCUUUGAUGGGCUGGACCUGGACUGGGAGUACCCCGGAGCUCGAGGAAGCCCAGCGGAGGACAAGAUGAGGUUCACAGUGCUAUGCCAGGAAUUACUGACUGCCUUUGAGGAGGAAGCAGCACGGACCAGUCGGCCACGCCUGCUGCUCACGGCUGCAGUGGCUGCUGGCAAGGCAAACAUUGACAAUGGUUAUGAGAUUGCAAAAGUGUCGAAGUUGUUGGAUUUUAUGAAUAUCAUGACCUAUGAUUUCCAUGGAGCAUGGGAACCGUUCACUGGUCACAACAGCCCCCUGUAUCGCUCUUCUUUUGAUAAAGGGGACAACAUCUACUACAAUAUGGACUUUGCAAUGAAAUACUGGCGAGACCAAGGAGCUCCUCUGGACAAGCUCAAUGUUGGUUUUGCGACAUAUGGGCGCACAUUUCGUACAACUUCAGCAGCUGAUGGCGUCGGAGCGCCUGCCAACGGACCGGCCUCAGCUGGGACAUACACCCGUGAAGCUGGGUUCUGGUCCUACUAUGAGAUUUGCACAUUCAUCAAAGGAGGAAGUCUUCAUUGGAUCGACGAGCAGAAGGUGCCCUAUGCCACGAAAGGCAACGAAUGGGUUGGGUUUGAUAACAGACAGAGCUUUGAAAUCAAGGCACAGUACCUGAAAGAAGAACAUUUUGGAGGGGCUUUUGUCUGGGCUCUGGAUCUUGAUGAUUUUGCUGGACAGUUCUGUGGGCAAGGAAACUACCCACUCAUCAGUUACCUGCGCUCUCUUCUGGGUUCAGAUGUCCCAACACCAUCUCCGGAAACAACAAACCCAGCAGAGUCCACGAUGGCACCAACCGCCACUUCCCAGCCAACCGCCACUUCCCAACCAACCGCCACGUCCCAACCAACCGCCACGUCCCAACCAACCGCCACUUCCCCAACAACCAGCACUUCCCCAACAAUCACAACAACUGUCGCUCCUGGUAGCAAAUUCUGUGAAGGGAAGCUUGACGACCUUUAUGUGAAUAGUGAUGACAAGCACACCUUUUACCAGUGUUUCCAGGGCCGCACGUUCCUCCAGAGGUGCCCUAGCAAUCUUGUUUUUAGUAAACAAUGUAAUUGCUGCGAUUGGCCAUAAUACAUACAGUACAUGAUGUCUGUUCUCUUCCUUAAACAAUACAGCAUGUUUUCACUCUUUCAGAUUUAUUUGAGGGGAAUAUAUUCAGUGCAGCAAAGCACAAUCCCAAAGUUACCUUUGUUUAUGGCGACUACCUAAAAACUGCAUCAUACUCAUCCUUGCUGCCCUUAAAGCCCAACUACCUUUCUUUAAGCUUAUUUCUCAUUUGGCUUUUAUAAUAAAGGUGUCAUCUAUUGUAUGCUA
Messenger RNA from Dunckerocampus dactyliophorus (ringed pipefish), 1877 nucleotides. RefSeq names its product acidic mammalian chitinase-like. Gene Ontology annotation, molecular function: chitinase activity; chitin binding. The transcript is spliced from 13 exons. The coding region runs from base 72 to 1634 and encodes 520 amino acids. The record is from RefSeq and is a predicted model, not a curated record. Lineage: Eukaryota; Metazoa; Chordata; Actinopteri; Syngnathiformes; Syngnathidae. Gene Ontology annotation, cellular component: extracellular region. Gene Ontology annotation, biological process: carbohydrate metabolic process; chitin catabolic process.